Messenger RNA from Etheostoma spectabile (orangethroat darter), 1107 nucleotides. RefSeq names its product double C2-like domain-containing protein alpha. The record is from RefSeq and is a predicted model, not a curated record. NCBI's taxonomy places the organism in Eukaryota, Metazoa, Chordata, Actinopteri, Perciformes, Percidae. Gene Ontology annotation, cellular component: extrinsic component of synaptic vesicle membrane; synapse; membrane. Gene Ontology annotation, biological process: regulation of calcium ion-dependent exocytosis; spontaneous neurotransmitter secretion; exocytosis.
UGGGAGAAUGAGCAGCUGCACAGCCUGGAGGAGAGGGGGCGUCUGCUGCUCUCGCUGCAGUUCCUGCCCCCCCUCGGGGGGGAGGAGAAGGACGUGGACGGAGGGGGUGAGGGGCGCCGCAGCGGAGGUCUCUGUGUCGGCGUGAAGCGCUGCGCCCACCUGGCCGCCAUGGACGUCAACGGCUUCUCCGACCCCUACGUCAAAAUAUACCUGAAGCCCGACAUCCUGAAGAAGUCCAAACACAAAACGGCCGUGAUGAAGAAGACCCUGAACCCCGAAUUCAACGAGGAGUUCUUCUACGAGAUCUCCCUGUCGGAGCUCACCAACAAGACUCUGGAGGUCACGGUGUGGGACUACGACCUGGGACGCUCCAACGACUUCAUAGGCGGCGUGUGUCUGAGCUGUCACUCCCAGGGCGACGCGCUCCGUCACUGGACGGACUGCCUGAAGAACCAGGGCCGCCGGGUGGAGCAGUGGCACAUCCUGACCAACGAGCUGCCCCGCACCCUGAGCCACGACUGAGCCGCAGCGGGGGGGCAGGGGGCCGGGGGCCGCAGGGAUCCUCGUCAUGGGACGGCCUCGGAGCAUCUUAACCACGGGGAUCUGCAGUAACGGAGUUUUAGGACCGGCGGCGGGGGGGCCGGGUGGAGCCGGAGCGGCGGGGUGCUGCUCGUGUGCCUUCAUUAGUGAUCGCUGAGUCAUCCUGAAGAAGAGCACGGUCAUUACGACAUUAGCACCAAACCACAACACACGAAACUGAAAGUACACAGCUGUACACGUCCCACUCGCACUGGAAAUUAAAUUGCAUGUUUUUGUUUUUUUACAAGAUGCAGAUUCUCCAGACCAGGUCCUUUCUUAGACUUCACGUCCCAAUUAAUUAUAAAAAGUAGAUCUCUUUCUUUACUUUAACCCUCAUGUUGUCCUCGGGUCAAAUUGACAUGUUGUCCUCAUGUUGUCCUCAUGUUGUCCUCAUGUUGUCCUCAUGUUGUCUUCAUGUUGUCCUCAUGUUGUCCUCAUGUUGUCCUCAUGUUGUCCUCAUGUUGUCUUCAUGUUGUCUUCAUGUUGUCCUCAUGUUGCCCUCAUGUUGUCCUCAUGUUGUCCUCAUGU